This is a messenger RNA of Lolium perenne, 2774 nucleotides long. The record is from RefSeq and is a predicted model, not a curated record. NCBI's taxonomy places the organism in Eukaryota, Viridiplantae, Streptophyta, Magnoliopsida, Poales, Poaceae.
ACGUGCCCAGCGAGGGCAUGGCUUCGCAUCUCCUUGAUAGAGCACCCCGUGGCCGUCGUGCGCCAGGAGAGCCUCCUCGACGGCAGUCGCCAGGUCCAGUCCAAGCGAAACAGGGCAAGGAGCACAUGACAUGGUUUUCCUUUUAGUUGAGAAAUCGUCAACGGUCUGCCACAACAUGUUUCCAGAACAGACAACAAUUAUUAUUUAAUCUCUUACAUCGGCCUAUAUAUAUCUUGAUCCAAGGUGAGCUCUUGACACAGCGAUAAGCGCUGCAAUACAUUCUUUGCGACGACCCCGUCGCCCCCACAUAUGGCUGCAGGAGAACUGGCGACGAUGCCUGGUCGUGCCGUCCUGACAUUUCUCCUUCUGGCUGUCGCUUCCGCUGCCUACGACAGCGUCGGACUGGAGCCGGUAAGCCGGAGGAGCUUCCCCAAGGGCUUCGUCUUCGGGACGGCCUCCUCGUCCUACCAGUAUGAGGGUGGUGCGAUGGAGGGAGGCAGGGGACCAAGCAUCUGGGACAACUUCACUCACCAAUACCCAGGCAUGUAUACAUCUGCAACACGCAGUAAACGGAUAAUAGUAUCAUUAGAUUUAUUAUAUAUACAGAUUAUUUUCAUACUAUCAUCCUAUACUAACUUGUUGAACAAAAAUAACGGCCAAACUACGUGUUGGAGACAGGAGAAAUGAUGUUAUCCCGUGCAUAGGAGGUCAUGUGCAUGUUUCUGCCAUUGCUUAUCUGCUUUUAGAUCCGUGCCACACUGUGUUGCUAAAUUUCAUUGAGUUCCAAUAUGUUUCAGUUUGGUUUGACAUAUUGAUAUGUAAUGAAACCGAAUGAACCAGUGCACGGGAGGUCCCGUGCACGGAAGAAUCGCUGUGCUCGUUGGAGGUGGUGUAUACAUGUCUGAAAGGUCACUUAUCAGGAACAGUCGAACAGAGUAGUAGUAUUUCAGUAGUAUAUCUAUAUUAUCUGAGUUGAGUGUGAACGUACUACUGAAGUUAAACUUUCGUUAUCAACAAAUGAAUACCAAUGAACAGGCAUGUAUUUUUUUUCCCAUAAAAACCUGAAUAACUUUUGCAGAUAAAAUUUUCGACAAAAGCAAUGGGGAUGUGGCAGUGGACUCUUACCAUCUUUACAAGGAAGAUGUGCGCCUCAUGAAGGAUAUGGGAAUGGAUGCAUACAGGUUCUCCAUCUCAUGGACAAGAAUUCUUCCAGAUGGGACUCUUAGAGGUGGAGUGAACAAAGAAGGCAUCCGAUAUUAUAAUAACUUGAUUAAUGAGCUCCUAUCCAAAGGGCUGCAGCCAUUUGUCACCCUUUUUCACUGGGAUUCACCUCAGGCAUUGGAAGAUGAAUAUACAGGGUUUCUUAGCCAUAAUAUCAUAAAUGACUAUAAGGAUUACGCUGAAGUCUGCUUCAAAGAGUUCGGAGAUCGAGUGAAGCAUUGGAUUACAUUCAACGAGCCCUUGUCAUUUUGCGUCGCGAGCUAUGCGAUGGGAGUGCUUGCGCCAGGUCGGUGCUCGCCUUGGGAGGCGGGGAAAUGCAGCGCUGGAGAUUCAGGAACGGAGCCUUACACUGUAGGCCACCAUCAGCUACUCGCCCAUGCAGCGGCCUUCAAAUUAUACAAACAGAAAUACCAGGCCGUCCAGAAGGGGAAGGUUGGGAUAACUCUAGUCACAAACUGGUAUGUUCCCUUCUCACAUUCGAAGUCCGACAAUGCUGCAGCGAAGCGUGCUAUAGACUUCAUGCUUGGAUGGUUUAUGGAACCCCUCAAGAGAGGAGUCUACCCCCAGAGCAUGAGAAAAUUGGUCGGGAAUCGCUUGCCGCAGUUCACAAAAGAACAAUCUGAAUUAGUCAAGGGCUCAUUCGACUUCAUUGGAAUGAAUUAUUACACUGCAAACUAUGCUGCUAACCUUCCUCCAUCAGAUGACCUGAAGAAAAGCUACAAUACGGAUGCUCAAGCUAAUCUUACCGGUGUUCGAAAUGGCGUCCCCAUAGGUCCUCAGGCUGGUACAACUCCCGGUACAUCUUGGCUAUAUGUCUACCCGCAAGGGUUUCGUGAUCUAAUGCUUUAUAUCAAGGAGAACUACGGCAAUCCUACUGUCUACGUCACUGAAAACGGCAUCGGCGAACCCAACAACAAGAGCCUAACAAUCCAGCAAGCCCUCAAGGAUCACGCGAGGAUAGACUACCACCACAAGCACCUUCUUGCGCUGCAGAGUGCCAUAAGGGACGGCGCAAACGUGAAAGGGUACUUUGCGUGGUCUCUGCUCGACGACUUCGAGUGGGUAAGCGGGUACACCGUGCGUUUCGGGCUACACUUUGUGGACUACAGCGAUGGGCAGAAGCGCAAGCGGUAUCCCAAGCAGUCAGCACGCUGGUUCAAGAAGUUCCUCAAGAGAUGAUCAACAUGCAUAGAACUGGCAGCCAAGCGAUGGAUGCAGUGUAUAACUGUUGAAAUAGACAAUUGGCUGAUCAUGUGGGCUGCUCCGUGUUUCCCUCUGUAAUAACAUCGGCCGAAUUCAGUUCUCCCUAUACACCGUUGAAAGGUUCGGACCGAUUGACUUGUAUAUCUCCAACAUUUUUGUAGCAUUGCCCGACUAUUCUAGAUUGCUAGGUAAAGGGGAAAGCAAGAUGAUAAAACAACUUCGGUGAGCAUACCUUGUGCGGCCUUUAUAAGAUGUUACGGGGAAUCCUAGGCGUAAUCUUUGGUAGACUCUCCCAUACCCCUCGCUUCGAGGCCGGGUGUAACGCUUUUUAUGCAGUAAUAAAGCGCCCA